UAGCUGUAUACAACAAGAUGCAGGAGUCUCUGGAAGUGACCCUUCCCAGCAAGCAAGAGGAGGAGGAGAAAGACCAGCCUGCCGAGAUGGAAUACCUUAACUCUCGCUGCGUCCUUUUCACUUACUUCCAGGGCGACAUUGGUUCAGUAGUGGAUGAACACUUCUCAAGAGCUUUGAGCCAAGCCAGUAGCUUCAAUCCAGAAACUGCCCUUACCAAGAGCAAGGCAGGGCUAAGUCCUCUGUGGAGAGAAAGCUCAACAAUUUCAAGCCAAAGGAGCAGUUUCCCAACUUCAUUUUGGACCAGCUCUUAUCAGCCUCCCCCUCCACCAUGCUUAAGUGGAGUACACCCCGAUUUCCCCGUUACUGCACCAGGCACCUUCCCAACACCAGAUCCCAGCAGCUGGCCAGGACACGGCCUUCAUCAGACUGCCCCACCUCCUCCCCCUGCUGCAUCUGAAUCCUGGCAUUAUCCUUUAGCAUCUCAGGUGAGCCCUUCGUAUGCACACAUGCAUGACAUGUACAUGCAUCGCCAUCACCCUCAUCCACACAUGCACCAUCACCAUCCCAGCUCGCACCGUGACCCCCGGUACGGGUCCCUGCUGAUGCCUUCAGUCCGUGCAGCCAGGAUUCCUGCUCCCCAGUGUGACGUGACAAAGACAGAUCCCGCUGCCGUCACCAGCGCUACCUCAGCAUGGGCUGGAGCCUUUCAUGGAACAGUGGACAUUGUGCCGAGUUUUGGCUUUGACACAGGUCUACAACAUCAGGACAAGAGCAAGGAAACUUCUUGGUUCUGAAGUUCAGCUAAAUUAAGACCAGCUAGAGCUGGAGUAAGCGCAGCUGGGCGGGCGAUGUAACAGUUGUUGACUCCUCCUGCAUGGGGCAAAGGACACACAUGAAGAUGAAGAGCCAACCAUUCUGGUUUCACUAUUGAGCCUUUUGUUUGUAAGGCCGUUUAUGGGUCCCACAGUGUUGGAAAAAACCAAAAACCUAACUUUUCUUUCUUUCCUCAUCUGAGCCUGCUGCAACUGGGCAACCUAACUCCUUUCUACUUCUUUAACAGUGUUCUGUUUUGUUCAGCGUGAUAUUUUUAUGAACAGUCUCAAUUGUCAGGAAAAAGACUCUCCCUUAACUACAGUGCGCCUCCUUUCAGGAAUACAGUAUUUUGUAGCUCUUUGUGCAUCUAUUUUUGUAGAAAUACAGAAAGUUUGGGUAAGGAUUGAUGGGCUAUUUUAGGAUGACAUAUUUUUUUAAAAAAAAAUUGUAAAAUUGUUAAGUUCUGUUUAAAGAACUUGCUCUCAGAGAAGCACUGGCAAAAAUGUAUAAAAUGCUAUUUUUAGAUGUCUGUGAUGUGUUUGUGCAUUUUGGUUUUUUUGUUUUGUUACCUCAAAUGUCUAUCUUUCCUUUCUUUCUAAAGAGCUAAACCUUCCUUGUUUCCACAUUACUAGAUUUUGAUGUUUUUGUCCUUUUGUUCUAGCUUAAGCAAGUAUAAUUCGCACCUAAAGUUUCAGUCAAAUAUUUUCCCUGCUGGUGUUAGAUUGUAGUAAGGGUGUUUUUAUUUUCUUGCUUCUGAAGGUGGCUUUGUGCUGUGCUGAUUGUCAGAAACUUGCAAACACCUUUAGCAUGGAGCAAAGCCUGGAGUUACAGGAACUGCAUUUCCAACCCAUCCAUCCAUUCUUUCAAAGUGGACCAAAUACUCUGGCAGAUUUAAAUCGGAUGUGAGUUUGGGCUCAUCCAUGAUCCAUUGAAGCUGUUGAACUCAGUCCCCUAUGAGUUAUGUUUCAGGCCCUCAUAGUGCUUAUAAAUAUCAGUAUACUCUUAUUUUAACUCAUGAGUUAAAACUCAGCUAAGCCAUUUCAAGGGUGGUGAUUUAUAACAUAAGUUUUCAGGAAAGAAAUGUCAGUUACAUAAAAUGCGUGACCUGCGGAAACAAAAUCUUUUCAACUGGCCUCAUCUGCUGUGGGCCUUAUAAGAUACCAGCUGCAGCUCUUGAAUUUUGUAAGAGGUUGCACGUGCUCGGUGCGUGCAAAUUCAGGCUUGGCUGCUGUCUGGGUAAGAGUCUGAACUUGGAAAUGACGUGGCCAUGUCUAGGCACAGCACUCUGCAGGGUGUUUGGGAAACCCUACUUCUACCCUGGGCCUUGGGUCUGACCUGCAUAAUAAGGACUUUAGUUGAAGCCAAGGUGAGCACGAUGCAGUCCUGGAUCAGGGCUGCAAAAUUACCCUUGAGGGCCUCACUCUGGCGAUGGGCUGGAGCUGGGUCAGCGCCCAUGCCCAAUCCUAGUGACUCCAAUCUGAGUGUCAGCAUGUGCUUAGGUGGGGCUGAGUGCAGGAUCAGGCCCUGAGGUGACAGAUCCUAGCAAUUGCUUGGAGAUGUUGCCUUUCUGCUCUGUGCACCCAGGGUCCCUCCCUAAUAUUUACCAAGGCUCUUAUAACCUAUUAUAUUUCUGUUACCACUGUUUUCAGACAUCCCUGUCAGAAAGACAAACCAGCUAAAUGGAAACCAAGACAUAAACACAUGGCUGAGAUAAGAAACGGUUUAAUUUUAAGGCAAUGAGCACUGUAAAAGUAGGUUUGUCAGGUGGAGACCACAUGGGUCUGUGUGUUAAAGGGGAGGGGGAGUGUUGGGAUGUGCUUGCCACUCCAAAGGUUCAGGCCUCCCUCCCUGCACUGCUGCUUUUUCCAGGCUUUUUGAACUUGAUCCUAUGAGGUGUUGAGUGUUCUCCCUUGCCAUGUGAGAGGGCUUGACAUGCUGGCACUGGAGGCAUUAGGAUUAAGUCACAAUUUGGCAAGACCCUUAAGUGUAUACCUUGCUGAUUUGAAGUUUGAGACGACGUAAAAGUGCUGAACAGACUAUGCUUAAACAUGACUUUAAAAUAGUAGGGUUGUAGUUUCUGUGUUGGGAUGCUGUCUUAAAUGUGGGGGAGGGGGUUUCCUCAUCUUUAUAGUCCAUCAGCUUUUCUUUCUCUAAAUAAAUUUCACACUCUUGCCAGUUCUGUAUAUUAUUGCUGCUCUGGUGGAGCUAGCUCCUCGAUUUGUCAAUGAAUUCGUAAUGCAAUGGGAAGACGAUGGGAGGGAACAUAGUAGUAGCCAACAUGGCUCAUUUUAUUAUCAGGACAGUAUAGUUUCAGGAAGUAUCUCAAGGAUAAUACUUCUGACUUAGGAAUUCUGACAGCAUUAGAAAUACUGGGAGGAAAAACAAAAUCCAAAGUUGUUUUUUUUUUUUUUCCAAAUGUUUUUCUGAACUUGGCAAAGAGGCGCUAUGUCCUCUUUGAACUUCAGGGGGAGCAAAAGAAAGGGCGAUAUUUCUUUUUGAGGUGUAGUGUGUUUUGACUUCCUGAAAUAAAGUCUAGCAAGAGCAGUUAGUUCAUUGCCUUCCUCUUUGCAGGUUCAGAUGAUGGGGGACCUCCUCCUGUUCCCUAUAGAUGUCAAAGCAGAAUGAAGCAGGAAAAAAAAGGCCCACAGUUUGCACUGGAAUCCCUUUCUGGAUUGUUUUAUUGAGUUGAUGGGUAAUGGGGAUGAAUAUGUGGUGAAGCUAUUGCCUCUUCCACCUCAAGGACUACCGUUAUGUGCCCACUUUCCACUGCUGAACCUGUGAGUGUGCUGAAGGAACUUAUGUUGCUCUGCAGGCUCUGGAAGACAAGUGCCAAUAAAAUCCUGCUAUCGUCUAUAGCCAUUUGUGCACCAGUCAACCGACUUUAAAAGUCAAACUCAUUUUUUUCCUCAGUCACUAGCCAUCCCCUGUACAAACAAGCAAGUUGAAAGUAAAAGCACACAUGCAUAGCAGUAGCCCUUCUUCUAUGUUCUGCAGUUUGAAGAAUGGGAAAGAAAAAAUCCUUCCCUAUGACAAACUUUUAAGUUGAAUUCAGCAGAUCCAAUUCUCUCUCUGUGUCUCUCUCUCUUUCUCAUAUACACGCACACUUAUACACACGCACAAAUGUGCUUAUGAGAAGCAGAUGCUGUGAUGGUUUUGUUCUUGAAAGAGGAGGGGAGCACUCGCUCACAACAUUGCAGUUACGGAGAAUUGAUGGCAGUGAGACAGAAACAAAUGUUAAAACUGCUCAUGUUUCCACAGAUAGGAAAAAAAAAAGGCCCUUAAAAUCAGGUCACAGACAAGUUAUGUGUCUUAACACAUUACUAAAGGAGUUGUUUCGUUCUUUUUGUGAGUCCUGAUGCUGUUCCCAAAAAAGUGAAUGAUUCGUUUUGCGAGGACACAUAAAACAUGAUGUACUCUGUCACUAUUCUUGGGAGAACAUAGGGAAAUUAUUGUUUUAUGUCAAGAAAAUCUACAUACUAAACCCCUUAAAGUUGUCCAGGAAUUGAUUUUAUUCCUAUUAAUGCUGAGAAAUCUGCUUUCAAUUGUUGUGUCUUCAUUUGAAGACUGGGAGGGUUCAAAGCUGUCCAUGGAUUUUUAAAAAGUGGAUACCAGUUUGUUUCAACUGGGCAUUUCCAUCCCAACAAGAUGAUAGAAUAACGCAGCUACUGACUGUCCAGCAGAUUUGAUUUCUGGAGAGCUGAAUAAGCUGCACUUGUUUAUAGAAAAUGCACUUUGUUCUGAUUCCUCUACUCACCAGACACACAGAUUCAGUUAUCAGUUUAUCUGAUACCUCUUUCAUAGCCUGAAGAUUUUCAGUGAAUGGCAGUUUCCUAUCAGUUGUCUAUUUCUGCCUCAAAACAUCCUUUGAGGAUGAAUCUCUCAUCACAGCUUUGAAAGACAGCAGAGGUUGCAGGAGGGGAGUGCCACUUAGGAUCAACUAUCGUAUAUGUCUUGAUCUCCUCUCACAAUUCUUUAUGUAUAUGUGUAUAUUUAUAUACAUGGAUAUAUACAUGCACACAUAGCUAUACCUGGUUCUCUCGAUUCCAUUCUCAUGCUUCAAAUGCACAUCCUUUGGAAAUGAACAACAUCACUGAAUCUCAUCUGAGACUGAGAAAAUGUAGGCAUUUUAUUGCAUUCUCUGUAACCUCAGGAGUGAAUGGAAUUUUUCCAUACUUUUAAAAAACUAAACAACAAAACCCCAACAAAACCCCCCACCCUUUCAAAACCCCUGAUUUGUUGUAUCUGUAAAGAUGAUCAGGGAGUCAGCAGGCUUAUGUAGAGAGGUGCAAUAUAUUGCCUUUCAGCAGACACGCAUAUCUUCUUUAAUAUGAUUCUUUUAAUUAAUUUCAGGUACAAGCUUUUUCUCCGUAUCAAUGGACCAGCAACAUAUAUUUCUUAUAAAUGAUUUAGAAAUAUAUAUAUAUUUUUAAAUUGACUUCUUGGCUUUAAUAUGUCAGCCUUUGAGCUUUUAAAGGGUAUUUGAAUGAUAAAUAUUGUUUGUGUGUGGAUUUUUUAAACAAGUUGAUGCAUGUUGUUUGGAACUGAAAUCUCAUGUAAAGCAGGAAGGUAUUUAAAAAUAAAUACUGCUUUUACGUGUUAGCCCUAUGGGCACAAUCUGACAGUUGUGAUGCAGGAAGAUGUCCUUUUAAAGACUAAGGGACUGUCACAUGAGCAAGAUCAACAUCCAGUCCCUGUGACAGGAGAGGCAAGAGCAAUCUUGCAAAGGUUGAACUGAUAGAGCUGUGAGCAGGGAUGGUUCUCUCCGGCGUUGUGUAUAGUGGAUGGGCAGCUACUGUUCAACGUUAAAACUGGGCUGUGUUGGUAGGUUUAUACUUGCCCUGCCUUAUGGGGUGAACUGAUUGACAAGGGGAAUUAGAGCCAUCCCUGGGAAUCUGUUUUAGCUGCCCUGGGUCUGGGUCUGUACAGUGCCCUUGACCCCCUCUCUGUUCUUGCUCUGUGGUUUCCAUGACACCACAGUAGGACCUGUGAAAACUGGGCUGGAGUUCCUUGUGAAAUGCAGGAUGUUUACAACUGCCAAUAAAGAUAGUUUAGGGGUAGGGGUAAUUAAAACUUCACAAUUAUCUCAUGCACCUGCUCAAAGGCUCAAGCCUUCAAGAUGAGUCAGCUGUGCAUCUUUAAUGAUGGCCAUUUGCAUACAGGAGCCUGAACACUGCUGCCUCCUCCAGUAUCUUUGGAAAACUUCGAUGGCAUUGAGACCAUUGGGACCAGCCUUGAAUGCCUAAAUUGCAGUCCAGUAUUGGCUGCCACAGUAUGGUGGCCUGGGAUCUGGUCCAACAUUGGUGAACAUCUAUUGGAAUCAACAUUGAUUCUGGUGAGCUUGGGCUCAGGUAACAAGUACCUAUAGACAACCAAUAUUUAUAGCAGUUGAGGUUUACAGUAAUCUAGUAAAGUAUCUGCAGAACUAUGCUGCACUUUCCCUGCUAGCUGUUUGUAGCUGUUGUUUAAAGUCAUCAGUCAAAUCAGGGUCUCUCUCCUUCUUCCACCUGUUUUCCAACCCUGCUUCCCUCAAAACUUCAUUGAACUUUUUUGCCCUUCUCAUCAAAACUGAUGGGGAGGGCUUUGUAUAAAGAAAAGUGUCACUGUUUUAAUUACUGAAUAAAUAAUUUAAUGUGAAUUUUAUUGUUAUAUUUUUAUGUAGCAUUUUCGGUUUGGUCUGUAUUUCUCAACAAUUAGCUAAUGCUUUCUUUUUAUUAUGCAACUGAAGAACUCAUAAAUCUCUUUGUAAAUUACAGCAUUCUGAGUUUCUAUUUUUUUCAUUAUAUUAAUUUUUAGAGCCAAGGGUAUUCUGUUGAAAGCGUUGUAAAGCAAGUGUUCUAAACUGGUUCUCUACUAAAAUUGGAUGGAGUGAAAGCCUAGCAUUGAAGGGAUUUCAAACAGGGCUCUCAUGAAGGCACUAGCUUUCCUUUUUAGAUACUGUCAAUUGCUUCUGCUACAGUGUUUUCCUUUCUUUUUUUUUUUCAAUAUCUUUUUAAGUUGCAUUAACACUGGAGGCUCUUUUACAAUCGGACCUUGUAGAAUCACUACCUUACACUUCUUAGAGUAAGAGCCUUUUCAUCAUUUUUUUGGCAGUUUCGAAAGUUAUCAAGUAUAAACUUUCCAUGCAAGUUAUUUAUCUCAAUUUGACCUUUUUUUGGGCAAAGCUCAGUGAUUCUCACUAAGGAGGUAUCUCUGCCCUUGCUAAUAUUAUUUUACAACUGUUUAAUUAAGAAAUGCUUGCAUGUCUAUGUUCUGGCUUGAGGGCUGAAGGUUUGGUGUUUUGGUCACAGAUAUAUCAUUUACUGUUCCAACGGUGGGGGGGGAGGGAAACCUCCAAACUUCGGCCAAGCACUGAGCUUUUGAAAAAUUGCCACUUGCACGCAAUCAGCAGGGAGCUGUUAAAAAGCUUAGUUGCAAAAUCCUGUAAAGAUCCUGACCAUAUGGGGUGUACUCUGCUGCAGAGCAUCAGGAGAUGAGCAGGAUUUUCCCUGUACGUCCUGGUCCAGGCCCUGUUUCCAGGACCAGACAGCAAGCAGGGUGCUUUUUCUCUGUGCAAAAUCACCAUGUUCUUCUUUCUUAGGCUGUGAGGAAGAGAUGGAUAGAGCUACCGGCCAGAAACUCAAGGAGAGGUAGGCCAGGAAAGGAGGGAACUGGGUUCAAAAGCUUCUUGUAGGAGAGAAUGGGGUUGGGAGCUGCCAAGAAAGAAGCAGUCUCCAUGGACAGUGGGGGUAACGAUGGGAUGUGGACCAGUGCAAGAUAAUCAAAUAAUGCCUGACAAUCGUUUGGCUCAUACAUAAAAGAUAAAGAGAGGGAUGCGACAGCCAUCAAAAAAUACUAGGAUAAUGUGAGGACUUAGAAAUUUGGUAUAAACUGAGUGUCAAGGAAAGCUUAGGAUAAACAUUGCAGGAAAUUUUUUUUUUUUUUUUUUUUUGAAGUCAGCUGUCUACACUGCAGUAUAGUCUGUGAGAAAAGACAUGGGAACAUUGUUGCUUUAAGACAAUCAUCACAAUUAUCCUCAGCAAGGCAAUUGUAUUUGAGGAAGCAAGAGUGCACUAAGCUAGGGGAUGAGGUAGCUGAAGUGCUUUUUCUUCUCCCUGUAACUUCUGCUGCUCUCGCCAGAGUAGGACUCCAGCUGUGUUGCCCCACACCUGGGUUUCCAGGUGCUCAUGGGGGCUAUGUCUAUGUGCUCUUAUUGUGUCAAUAAAGGAGUGCAAGUGA
This is a messenger RNA of Calidris pugnax (ruff), 8028 nucleotides long. RefSeq names its product vestigial like family member 3 (gene VGLL3). The transcript has 3 exons. Lineage: Eukaryota; Metazoa; Chordata; Aves; Charadriiformes; Scolopacidae. The coding region runs from base 18 to 794 and encodes 258 amino acids. Gene Ontology annotation, biological process: regulation of transcription by RNA polymerase II. Gene Ontology annotation, cellular component: nucleus. The record is from RefSeq and is a predicted model, not a curated record.